AUGCGAUCCUCUUUACUACCUCGAAGACCGCUACGGCGUGUCUGCGACGCCUGCAGGCAGCAGCAGAGCCUCCAUGCGACUUCAACAAUAAUUAACAGGAAUCCCUCUUCUCGCCAACUCACCACGAUAAGACCAACCCCAUGCAGAACACACAUCAGCAACAGCAAUAACAGCAAUACCCUAAAUCUUCAAACAAGACGACACUUAUCAAGCAGCGCAUCAUCCUCACCCCGCGAACAAGAAGCCUCAGCAACAGAACAGGAACCCCUCAAGCCGGCUAGUACAGAACUACAAGACGGAAAGAAGCCAAUAUCGCACUACGACCUCUUCCCGCAAACCCUGCCCCAAGGGCCCCCGCCAAAAGGCCGCUUCGCAAUCGACGUGCGCGCCCUGCGCCGCGAAUUCCUAACGCUGCAAGCGACCGCGCACCCAGACCUCGCGCCAGCCGGCGCGUCCUCCAAGCGGCGCGCGGAAGCGGCCUCGGCGUACAUCAACGAGGCGUACCGGACGCUGGCGGACCCGCUGGCGCGCGCGCAGUACCUGCUGCGGCAGCGGUGGGGCAUCGACGCGGCGGGGGAAGAGGCGGGGCGGGUCGAGGACCCGGAGUUGUUGAUGCUGGUGCUGGAGACGCGGGAGGCGAUCGAGGAGGCCGAGUGCGAGGAGGAUCUGGAGCCGCUGAGGGUGCAGAAUGAGGCGAGGAUACGGGAGAGCGAGGACAGGCUUGCUCGGGCGUUUGAGGAGGAGGAGGGGGAGGGGGAUGAUGGGGGGGAGAGGGCUAGGAGGGAGGUUACUAGGUUGAGGUAUUGGGUUAAUAUUAAAGAUGCGGUUAGUAAUUGGGAGGAGGGGAAGCCGGUUGUGCUGCAGCAUUGA
This is a messenger RNA of Daldinia childiae, 870 nucleotides long. Its product is annotated as J-type co-chaperone JAC1, mitochondrial. Gene Ontology annotation, cellular component: mitochondrion. The record is from RefSeq and is a predicted model, not a curated record. Lineage: Eukaryota; Fungi; Ascomycota; Sordariomycetes; Xylariales; Hypoxylaceae. Bases 1 to 870 code for a protein of 289 amino acids. Gene Ontology annotation, biological process: protein complex oligomerization; [2Fe-2S] cluster assembly. The transcript has a single exon. Gene Ontology annotation, molecular function: ATPase activator activity; protein-folding chaperone binding.